AUGUGGAAACUUCCACUUCUUCCAAGAAUAGCUCAGUUUUUCUGGAAAUGCCUUCUAGAUAUACUUAAAACCAGAGACAAGUUGGUCUAUGCCAUCCAAGAUGGCAAUUUUGGAUGCCCCUUGUAUUCUCAAACGCUUGAGACAUCUUCUCACGGUAUGUUGCACUGCAAUAUUUCUAGAGCAGUGUGGUUUGUUGUACUUGGCCUUCAAAUUCAAGGAGAUACUAAUUUGGUGGACUGGCUUACCAGCUGGUUUGAUAAACUCUCAGUUAACCAGAUUCAGCAAGAAGACAUCUGCAAAAUAGCUAUAGUAGCUUGGUGUUUAUGGAAUACAAGAUAUGAAAUUGUGUUCAAGGGCUCAAAGAUAUCAGUAGACUCAAUCAUUCACAGAUGCAAGCUAGAGAUUGAGUUACUUCAAAAUAAAACUUCAAAACUUUCUUCACAAACACCUAAACUCUGUAGAAUUAAUCUACACUGGGAUCCCCCUCCUUUAUAUGCUUUUAAAAUAAAUGUUGAUGGCUCUUUCCAAUAUGAUAUUAAAAAUGGUGGCGUUGGACUGAUAGUGCGUGAUUUUGCAGGUACACAUAGGGGAUCCAAAUGCAUCUACUUAGAAACUGCGUGGAGUCCAGAGCAUGUAGAAUGUAAAAGUCUUUGGGAAGCUGUCAAGUGGGCUGAAAAGAUGCAGCUAGUGAAAGUUUAUUUUGAACUGGAUUCACAAAUUGCAGCAGAUGCAGUCAACAAAGAUAGUAUGAACGUGGAUUUGAGGAUUCAAAAUUUGCUCUUGGAUAUCAAAUCUAUCUUCUCUAGAAAUAUUUCUUGGCGAUGCAAUUAUGUACCCAAAGAAAAAAAUAAAAUAGUAGACAUAUUAUCUAAGUUUGCUAGAGUUUCUUACAUUAGUAGUGUAUGGUUAACAUCUAUACCUGAAAGUAUCCUUUAUCAACUUCAGGAAGAUGCAGAAUUUGUAAAUUCUGAAAUUUAA
This is a messenger RNA of Papaver somniferum (opium poppy), 978 nucleotides long. RefSeq lists its product as uncharacterized. The record is from RefSeq and is a predicted model, not a curated record. NCBI's taxonomy places the organism in Eukaryota, Viridiplantae, Streptophyta, Magnoliopsida, Ranunculales, Papaveraceae. The transcript has a single exon. The coding region runs from base 1 to 978 and encodes 325 amino acids. Gene Ontology annotation, molecular function: RNA-DNA hybrid ribonuclease activity; nucleic acid binding.